GCUUCCUUGUCGCAUACUCUCAUAACAGCUCCUGCACCGUUCUUGCCAGUUCCUUCCCAGCACAGCGCCCCAGGCCUGAAGCAAGGCAGUGUCGCCGUCUCCUCCCGCUCCACGCCCGGCCGGCCCGUGCUGUCUACACUUCUGCUAAUUAAGACGGAAAAUGUCCUCGCAGCUCUCCGCCACUCUCGGGAAGCUCCCCCGAGACUAGGAGGGGUGGUGAUUGGGAUCCUGAGUUUUCUAGAACUGGGAGGGGUGAGACAAGCUGGAGGUUUGAGGCCGGAAUCUUGGUUGCAAGGUGGAGCCCUGGGGUGCCUUGGGGGCCAUGUCCUGCCAGGGUGUGAGGCUAUAAAACCCGGGGGUGUCUGCUGUGUGCCGCUGGCUGCUGCGAGCUCACAGCAAAGUGGGUCUUCGGUCUAGCUCUUUAACUCGGUGGGGUGGGGUGGGGUCUCAGCACAGCACGGAUGCUCCUGAGAAGUGGCUGGCUUCCCUCUGUCCCCUGCCCUUAGCUCUUGGGAUCUCUGGCCUGCGACUGUGCACGUCUGGGCGGGGCUACUCCCAAUCGCCGUGCUUCUGAGCCCCCUCUUCUGCUAGCUGAGGCCCGACCUUCGAGCCUGCCUCUCUGGGUGCGCUGAAAAGCCUGCCGUGCGUCCCGGGGACCGGUCCCUGAGUCUAGGCUCCAGUGCCGGGAGCGUCGGGGACCGGUGGGCGCAGCCUCACGUCGGAGUCCUGCGAACUUCCCCUCCUGGCUCCGUGGGGUGGGUCCCGGCUCUGUGCACGGCCUCCCCGGGGCCUCCCAGUCUCUCUUUCCUUUCAUUGGCUUCGGGGGGCCGCGCAUGGAGACCUCGGGUGUCAGCCGGGCCCCGAACCACCUGUGGGGACAGCCACGGCGCCCCAUCCGCAUCCAGCGGCGCUUCCACUCGGACCCGGAGCCCAGCGAGCGGCCCGCGCUCGUCAAGUCCCGGCGCUCAUGGCCCAGCUCCUUCUACCGCCGGGCGCGCGAGGGCGGAGCCGCAGGGGCGGUGCGGGGGCGAGGCCGCAGGGGCGGGGGCGGAGCCGCAGGGGCGGGGCGGGGCCACAGGGGCGGGGGCGCGGACGCCGGGAGCAGCCCCUGGCGGGCGGGCGCCACCGACGGCACCCCGCACCCAGGCGGCUUGGUGACCCGCGAGCAGUCGCCGCCAGGGUGCGAAGGGGGGCGCCCCGCCUGGUACCGAAGAGUGAGCCUGAGGACCGGCGGCGGGUCUGGGAUCCCGCGGCGGCUCGGUGCCUCAGUUUACCCGUCCGGCCACGCGCCGUUCCCACAGCCAGAACCCGCACCUCUCCCCGCUGUUCGCACAUGGAACCGCCGCCUGACCCCGCCAACCCCGGCUAAGUUUAGAGCAGAAAAACCAGCUUCCCGGCCCCAAGGAGUCGCCAGCCUUCAACCCCCACGCCCGAGGCCUGGAUUCGAACCCAGCACCCUGUGGUUGCCCCUGCUUCAGCUUUUCCAGUCGUCCCAAGGGGACGGGGCCGGGGGCCGCCACCCGCGGGCACUGGGACGGGAACCUGACGGAAAAGGACGAACGCAGCCGCGCUCACCCGAGGAUGCACGAACCGUCCGAAGCCGUCCAGGCGUCGUCGGAAACAGUCGAAUGCAGCCGAGCUCAUCUGGGUCAUCUGGCCAGGACCCGGACGGGACCUUUCGGUCCCCGCGGACGAUCCCGUGGCCGCACGUCGGGCCCGCCGGCCGCGGACCUGUGACUCGCGGGCCCCAGCCCCGCCCGGGUCAACCCCUCGGUCUUCGGAAACGACGCCUCCGUUGUGUUCCCGCCCCCAGCUUUGACCUGGAAAACGGGUUUGCGGACGGCAGGGGCCCUCUGGACCCUCAGUGUGGCCGGGUCCUCCAGCCCCCGGGGCAGCACGGCCUGCGGCGUGAGUCCUUCCUGUACCGCUCCGACAGCGACCAUGAGCCUUCCCCCAGGGCCGUGUCCCGGAACCCCUCCGUGGCCAGAGACCUGCAUGGAGAAGACAUGAUUGUCACGCCCUUUGCCCAGGUCCUGGCCACUCUCAGGACCGUUCGCAGCAACGUGGCCGCCCUUGCCCUCGUCCCGGGCAGGCAGCUCCUGGAGAGCCCGCCCUGUGGCAGCCCGCCCGCCGGCCCCACGGUAAGCACCCUCUCCCACCCUGACAACCAGAGAGCACAGAGGGCCCGUCGGGGCCACGCGGCCACGCGCAGGAGGCCGGGAACUGUGGCCCUGGGCCCCGGGGGGUUGAGGUGCGGAGAUGGGAACCGCACAGGCUCCCCACUGGGGGUCCCGCCCUCACCCGCCUGGCCUGCAGAGGACGCCGGGCGACAGCUGGCACGGGAGAAGCUGGAGGAGCUGGACUGGUGCCUGCAGUAGCUGGAGACGCUGCAGACGCGCCGCUCUGUGGGCGAGAUGGCGUCCAACAAGUUCAAGCGUAUGCUCAGCCGUGAGUUGACCCAUCUGUCGGAAACCGGCCGCUCAGGGAACCAGGUGUCGGAGUACAUCUCGAAGACCUUCCUGUGUGAGCCGCCUGGGCAACCUCCAUUAUGUGGAGGAGAGGAGGUCUUACCCAGCAGCACUGGAGGAAAAGGGAAUUGGUGGGCCUGGGGUGCAGCCAGAACCACCACCCGAGCGGGAGGCUCUCCAGUGGUGGGCCGGAGUGUGAGCCACCGCCCCCUGCGGACCGGCCGGGGGAGGAGGAGCUUCCCAGACUGCCCACUAGACGCAAGGCUGGUGACCCAGAUCAGUGCGCUGCGCGGUCCUGGCCCCAGCAGCCUCCCCACAGCUGUGGUCCCCCGCUUCGGGGUCCAGACAGACCAGGAGGGGCAGCUGGCUAAGGAACUUGAAGACACCAACAAAUGGGGACUUGAUGUGUUCAAAGUAGCCGAGCUGAGCGGAAACCAGCCUCUCACGGUCGUCAUGUUCCGCGUCCUCCAGGAGCGGGACCUGCUCAAGACAUUCCGGAUUCCGGCAGACACGCUGCUGACGUACCUGAUGACGCUGGAGGGUCACUACCACGCCGACGUGGCAUACCACAACAGUGUGCAUGCUGCGGACGUGGUGCAGUCCGCCCACGUGCUGCUGGGCACCCCUGCCCUGGAGGCCGUGUUCACAGACCUGGAAGUCUUGGCGACUGUCUUUGCAUGUGCUAUCCACGACGUGGACCACCCGGGGGUCUCCAACCAGUUUCUCAUCAACACCAACUCAGAGCUGGCCCUGAUGUACAAUGACUUGUCGGUGUUGGAGAACCAUCACCUCGCGGUGGGCUUCAAGCUCCUGCAGGCAGAAAACUGCGACGUCUUCCGGAACCUCAGCACCAAGCAGCGACUGAGUCUGCGCAGGAUGGUUAUAGACAUGGUGCUGGCCACAGACAUGUGCAAACACAUGAGUCUCCUGGCCGAUCUCAAGACCAUGGUAGAGACAAAGAAGGUGACCAGCCUCGGGGUCCUUCUCCUAGACAACUACUCCGACCGCAUCCAGGUCCUCCAGAGUCUGGUGCACUGUGCGGACCUCAGCAACCCCACCAAGCCGCUUCUGCUCUACCGCCAGUGGACCGACCCCAUCAUGGCCGAGUUCUUCCAGCAGGGCGACAGGGAACGAGAGAGUGGCCUGGACAUCAGCCCUAUGUGUGACAGGCACACUGCCUCGGUGGAGAAAUCCCAGGUGGGAUUCAUUGACUACAUUGCCCACCCACUGUGGGAAACUUGGGCUGAUCUGGUGCACCCUGAUGCUCAGGAGCUGUUGGACACCUUGGAAGACAACAGAGAAUGGUAUCAGAGACGGAUACCCUGCAGCCCCGCCCACGCCAUGGGCCCUGACCGGUUCCAGUUUGAGCUAACCCUGGAGGAGGCAGAGGAGGAGGAUGCUGAAAGCUCAACGCUGGACAUCCUGUCCUCAGAGUCGCCUGGCACUUAGCUCCUGUCCUCCAGGACUGGCCCAGAGCGCAGGCUCUGCCCAUCCAACAACAAGACUUUGGGCCAGCCUGUGAUGGACCAUGAAGGCAGGGUGGGGUCCUUUGGGCACCUGUAGGCUCUGGUGACUCCUGAGGUGACUCCUGGUGGUCCGCUCGCUCUGACCACGGGCGGGCUGGGCUGGAGCGGUGCUGCCGUCUGUCUCCGCUUCAGUCUGCACUCACUAGGGCGUGUGCUCGCUGCUCUUUCAUUUGUCUGUUUGGCUUCUUUUUGAUGCUGAAGAUGGAAUUCCCGCAUGCUCUGUGAGCAGAGUGCCCAGCCCAACUGUCUUCGUCAGAACUAGGGAGGAUGCCUUUUGUAAAUAGACCACUCCCCAGUGAAGUCUAGGGUCUCCUGACACCAGAGGCUGUGCAAGACCUGGAGAUUCGGAGUACCAGACAGUUCUGCAGUGAAAGCCUUCAUGGAUAAGACCAACUUUCAAGCCAGUGUGUAGGGCCUCAGCAUACUCGGCUGUGGCUCCGAGCAUACGAGCUGCUCCACAAAAGGCUGGGGGCAUGGCUUAGGGGUGGAGCUCCUGCCUAGAAUCCCCCAGUGAGGGCCUGGGGGCAUGGCUCUAAAUUAGUAGAGCUAUAGCUGCAAAAUUAGAACAGAUCUAGCUAGGUCCGUUUACUUUUAGGGAAACUGAGGCACAGCCAUCCUCAUGCCUACUCAAAGCUUCCAUGCAGAAAGUGGGCCCUGGUUUAUGGCGACCUUUGGGUACCUUAUGGCUGGUUCCCUGUUUAUUGUUAUUUUCUGGCUUUUUGAGACAAGGUUCUGAAGUUCACCUCACUGUGGCAGAGAAAGGCCCUGAAGUGUUUUUCUUGCCUCCCUUCCCAAACGCUCGACUCUUGACAAGCAUUCAUCACAGCGCUGCCCCCCCCCCAGGCCUGUAACUCAGCACCUGACCAGGCCCUCCAAGGAGCCAAAGAACCAGGGUGGUAGGCAAUUUCCUCUGUAAAUAUUAUGGUUCCAACUAUUCAUCCUGGGGAGACAUAAGAAGCCAUCCGGAAUCACGGAAUGUUCCCUUCUUCCUUCCAAAUGCUUUAGAGAUGACCCUUAGAGAUUUCCUGUUAAACAAAGUAAUAUGUGCUCAUUGCCGGAAAAUCUGGAAGUCAUACAAAUGUGUAAAGAAAAUAAACUAUUGGGCCAGCAA
Molecule: messenger RNA, 5105 nt
Organism: Mesocricetus auratus (golden hamster)
Lineage: Eukaryota; Metazoa; Chordata; Mammalia; Rodentia; Cricetidae
Gene: Pde4c
Product: phosphodiesterase 4C
Biological process (GO): signal transduction
Cellular component (GO): nucleus; perinuclear region of cytoplasm; cytosol
Molecular function (GO): 3',5'-cyclic-AMP phosphodiesterase activity
Source: RefSeq, a predicted model, not a curated record